This is a messenger RNA of Trichomonas vaginalis G3, 816 nucleotides long. RefSeq lists its product as uncharacterized. The record is from RefSeq and is a predicted model, not a curated record. The coding region runs from base 1 to 816 and encodes 271 amino acids. NCBI's taxonomy places the organism in Eukaryota, Parabasalia, Trichomonadida, Trichomonadidae. The transcript has a single exon.
AUGACUCAGCCUGGUUUUCAAAUUCCAACUUCACAAGUAAUAACUGGUCCACCUAAGCAGGAGAACUUACAACUUAUAGAGAAAAAGCGUCGCUUAUUAACAGAACUUGCUGCACUAGAAAGUGGUUUUUCUUAUUUUGAUUACUUAGAUCCCUCCAGAAAUUCAUUACCAAGUAGUGCAACAGAUGUACCUUGCUCGGUUGAACUUCUUUCUUCACCAAAAAUCGAACGAAAAUAUUUGGAUAAUAUUGAAGCUUCAAAAGCAUUGGCUGAUUUAAUCGUUGAUAUAGCACAAAACCCAUCUCCAUUACCAUACAUUGGUUCACGAACUUCUCCAAUUUGUAACGAUAUAGUUAAACAUGCAAAUGGCUUUUUCGCUCAAUAUGAAGCAUCAAGAGAACAAAGAGCUGGUAUUCUUACAGCGUUUUGCAUCAUUCCACGCAAAGAUAAGCAAGAAACUACAACAAAAACUUCAGAAUUACAAGAAAAGCCUGUGGAAGAAGAUCCGUCAAAGAGAGUUCACCCAUUCUUCCCAGAUGUUCGCGAUGUCAAGCCAUUGCUCGGUUUAAUCAAAGAACAGCUUGGUGAAUUUCCAAAUUUCAUCAAGGAUCCUCCUACAGAUGCAGAAUGCGAAGAAAAUCGCUGGAUGAUGGGUGAUAAUGAGAUUCAUGAUCAUCUAUUCAAGAUUUGCGGUUCUUCAAGUGAUGAUGACUUUGAUCCUGAUGAACAACUAAUGAAAAUGACUCCAUUGCAACCAGUUCAGCCAAUACAGCAAAUGCAAGUCCAAAAUCCCGCUUUUAUGAAUCAAAAUAGAUAA